UCUCUCUCCCCUCGUCGAGCUCUGCGCCUCGCCCAUGGCCAUGGCCUCGUCGCGGAGGAGAGGAGGAGCCGGAGCUGGAGCGGGAGGGGAGAAGAAGGACCUGUUCCAUGUCGUCCACAAGGUGCCCGCCGGAGACAGCCCGUACGUCAGAGCUAAGCACCUGCAGCUUGUCGAGAAGGAUCCGGAGACGGCCAUUGUGUGGUUCUGGAAGGCGAUCAACUCCGGGGACAGGGUGGAUAGCGCCCUCAAGGACAUGGCCGUGGUGAUGAAGCAGCAGGACCGCGCCGAGGAGGCCAUAGAAGCCAUCAGAUCAUUCAGACACCUGUGCUCCAGGCAGGCUCAGGAGUCACUCGACAACCUUCUCAUUGACCUCUACAAGAAAUGCGGCAAAGUCGAAGAGCAGAUAGAGCUACUGAAGCAGAAGCUGAAGAUGAUAUACCUCGGAGAGGCCUUUAACGGGAAGGCGACCAAGACAGCGCGCUCCCAUGGAAAGAAGUUCCAGGUCUCCAUCCAGCAGGAGACUUCUCGCAUUCUGGGUAAUCUUGGGUGGGCUUACAUGCAGCAAAGCAACUAUUCAGCUGCUGAAUUGGUGUAUCGUAAGGCACAGAGUAUUGAGCCUGACGCCAACAGGGCAUGCAACCUUGGGCUGUGCCUGAUCAAGCAGAGCAGGAAUGAGGAAGCAAGGCAGGUGCUUCAUGAUGUCCUGCUGCGCAGAAUCUCCGGAUCAGAAGACGACAAGGCGGUUGCCCGAGCUGAGCAGCUCCUCCAUGAACUUGAGCCUGUGAUGAUGCAUGUUCCAUCGCCACUAGACGCUGGGCUGAGUGUCAGUGAAGGGAUCAUGGAGAGGCUAGACCUUGUGCUGAACGAGUGGACGCCAUUCAGGUCAAGGAGGCUACCUGUAUUUGAGGAGAUAGCUACCUUCAGGGACCAAAUUGCCUGUUGAUCCCUUGUGUUUGCAAGGUUUUUGUUCUUCUACUUAACGUGCAUACCGGCGUGUUCCAUUAGAAAUUCAUGUGGAUAUAUGUAGGAGUUAUUGUGAUGUUACAUCGUGAGUAAUAUUCAGAUAGAUACCAUAUACUAGUCUAGUUUCAUGUAAAGCAUCCAAGGAAUAGUCUAGUUUUUGCUGUAUGUUCUGUGAUGCUUGAAACGUGUUGUAAACAUUUACAUGAAAGCCAAGUGCACUGUUCACUUA
Oryza brachyantha (malo sina) is the source of this 1192-nucleotide messenger RNA. Its product is annotated as protein SULFUR DEFICIENCY-INDUCED 1-like. Bases 35 to 943 code for a protein of 302 amino acids. The transcript is spliced from 4 exons. The record is from RefSeq and is a predicted model, not a curated record. Gene Ontology annotation, molecular function: protein binding. NCBI's taxonomy places the organism in Eukaryota, Viridiplantae, Streptophyta, Magnoliopsida, Poales, Poaceae.